This is a messenger RNA of Pungitius pungitius (ninespine stickleback), 771 nucleotides long. Its product is annotated as sodium- and chloride-dependent GABA transporter ine-like. The coding region runs from base 33 to 722 and encodes 229 amino acids. The transcript has 6 exons. Gene Ontology annotation, biological process: sodium ion transmembrane transport. Gene Ontology annotation, cellular component: plasma membrane. Lineage: Eukaryota; Metazoa; Chordata; Actinopteri; Perciformes; Gasterosteidae. The record is from RefSeq and is a predicted model, not a curated record.
UGUUCGUUGUGUACCCAGAAGUCCUCUCCACCAUGCCUGUCUUUCAGCUGUGGGCCCCUCUGUUCUUCUUUAUGCUUCUCUGUCUGGGACUGGACAGCCAGUUCGCUACAGUUGAGGUGGCAAUAACCUUCAUAAAAGAUGAGUUUGGGCCCCAAGUUCUGCGCUUCUUAAAGAGAGAGGAGCUGCUCACCAUGGUCAUGUGCAUCAUUGGCUUCAUCCUGGGAAUUCCUCAUGUAACCAAGGGAGGCAUCUAUGUGUUUCAACUGAUGGACCACUACACUGCUGUGGUCUCACUUGUGUUCCUGGCUUUCUUCGAAGUUGUUGCUGUAUGCUGGAUCUUUGGUGUUCCACGGCUUUCCUUCAUGGUCAAGAGGAUGCAAGGAAAAAAUCCAAACAUCUAUUUUCGAGUGUGUUGGCUGCUUCUCUCUCCUCUAUUGGUGCUGUGCAUACUGAUCUCCAGCAUCGUCUACUACACCCCCGCUCACUACGGGGAGUACUCGUACCCAGGCUGGGCCGAAGGUGUGGGCUGGUGCGUCUCCCUGGUCUCCAUCGUCUGGAUCCCACUCGGAGCCAUUCAAGAGAUCAAUAGACACAAAGGAUCACUUCUCCUGAGACUUAAAACAGCCAUGAUUCCCACAAUCGACCUGAAUGCUGACGGGUCUCUGCCGGAUCAAAACCUAGAGAACCCAGCGCUGGAAACCAUGUUGACUUUAGUGGCCUGACAAGUUGUGAGUCUCCUGUGAAAGGGUUCAAAUCAGAGAGACUGUUGAG